GCUCCCGUCUCACUGUCUCUCUUGAGUGAUUCCAGAGACAGAGAGGACGACAGCUCAAGUGAAAGAUCAGAUCCAGCACUGAUGAUGUGCUUCAUGAUGUGCAAAUGUUCCUCAGUGCUCCGGGUUCUUCUGCUGCUCGUUCUCCUGGAGUUCUGCUCCGGAUAUCCAGCUGAAGAUGAGGAUUAUUACAUGCAGGAGCUUGUGAGUCGAGAGCAUUACCACCGUGUCCCGUCCACAGAGGACAGCGUGACGGACGGCCAUAAAACCCCAGGACGAGCCGUUCGGAAGGAGAGUAAAACCAGAUUAACCGCAUCCAAACAAACAGCUGGAUCUGAUUCAGUGUCAGUGAAAGCGAGUGAGAAGAAGACGGCAGUGAAGACGGUCACUAAUGCAGACGCUCUGUUUGUUUCUAAGAGAAUCAAUUGUCCUCCUCUGGGUCUGGAGACUCUUAAGAUUGAUGAUUUCCAGCUUCACGCGUCCACCAUGAAACACUACGGUCUGGGACCUCACAGGGGUCGACUCAACAUCCAGGGGGGUUUGUUUGAAGAUGAUCUGUAUGAUGGCGGCUGGUGUGCUGGUAGGAAUGACCCGCUGCAGUGGUUUGAGGUGGACGCUCGCAGACUCACCAGAUUCACAGGUGUCAUCACUCAGGGGCGGAGCUCUCUCUGGUCGAGUGAUUGGGUGAGUUCAUAUAAGGUUCUGCUUAGUAAUGAUUCUCACAGCUGGAUGACUCUUAAGAACGGCUCCAGAGAUCUGAUUUUCCCUGGAAAUCAAGAGAAGGAAAUUCCCAUCCUGAACACUUUCCCAGAACCAGUGGUGGCACGUUACAUCCGCAUCAAUCCUCGAUCCUGGUACCCCGGUGGCAGCAUCUGUAUGCGCGUGGAGAUCCUCGGGUGCCCGAUGCCAGAUCCAAACAAUUAUUACAGGAGACGAAAUGAAAUCACCACCACAGAUAACCUGGACUUUAAACACCACAGUUAUAAAGAGAUGAGACAGCUGAUGAAGGUGGUGAAUGAAAUGUGUCCGAACAUCACGCGCAUCUACAACAUCGGCAAAAGCUACAACGGACAGAAACUUUACGCCAUCGAGAUCUCUGACAAUCCGGGAGAGCACGAGCUCGGUGAGCCUGAGUUUCAGCUACACGCCGGUUCCCAUGGUAACGAGGUGCUGGGGCGGGAGCUGCUGCUGCUGCUCAUGCAGUUCAUGUGUCAGGAGUAUCUGUCCGGUAACCCGCGGAUACGCCACCUGGUGGACGAGACACGCAUACACCUGCUGCCGUCCGUCAACGCCGACGGUUACGAGAAAGCUUCUGAAGUGGGGUCAGAGUUGAGCGGCUGGUCUCUGGGCCGCUGGUCUCAGGAUGGUCUGGACAUUCAUCAUAUUCCGGAUCUCAACGCUCUCCUCUGGGACGCAGAAGCCCGUGAACGUCCGCGCAAAUACAUCAACCACCACAUCCCCGUCCCAGACUGGUACCAGUCCACAAAUGCCACUGUUGCCAUAGAGACCCGCGCUCUGGUGUCAUGGAUGGAGAAGAUCCCGUUCGUGUUGGGUGGGAACCUUCAGGGCGGCGAGCUGGUGGUGACGUUCCCAUACGACCGCACACGCUCUGUGAUGGCGCUCCGAGAGACCACGCCCACUCCCGACGAUCACGUGUUCCGCUGGCUGGCGUUCUCCUAUGCGUCCACACAUCGACUUAUGACGGACGUCAGUCGCCGCGUCUGCCACACCGACGAUUUUGCCAAAGAGGACGGAACCAUCAACGGGGCGUUGUGGCACACGGCUGCAGGAAGUAUGAAUGAUUUCAGUUACCUGCACACAAACUGUUUUGAGCUCUCCAUGUAUGUGGGAUGUGAUAAAUACCCGCACGAGUCAGAAUUACCUGAAGAAUGGGAGAAUAACCGCGAGUCUCUGCUCGUCUUCAUGGAACAGGUUCAUCGUGGAAUUAAAGGUGUAAUCAGAGAUGUUCACCGUAGAGGAAUCGCUAAUGCUGUUAUCACUGUGGACGGGAUCAAUCACGACAUUCGUUCAGCGGCUGAUGGCGAUUACUGGCGUCUGUUGAAUCCUGGUGAAUAUCGUGUGAUGGUGCGCGCCGACGGCUUCAGCAUCAGCAGUAAAGUGUGUGCGGUCGGGUACGAGAUCGGUGCCACCAGGUGUGACUUCACACUGAACCGCUCGAAUCUGUCACGAAUCAAAGAAAUCAUGAAGAAAUACAACAAGCAGCCAAUCAGCACGCGACAGAGACACAGACGACUGCACACAUAGAAACAGAGGUGUGUGUGUGUGUGUGUGUGAGAGUGUGUGUGUGUGUGUGUGUGUGUGCGAGUGUGUGCCAGUGUGCAUGUGUGCUAGUGUGCCAGUGUGUGCCACUGUGCGAGUGUGGGCCACUGUGCGAGUGUGUGUGAGUGCGAGUGUGUUCCAGUGUGCGUGUGCUAGUGCGAGUGUGUUCCAGUGUGCGUGUGCUAGUGCGAGUGUGUGCCAGUGUGCGUGUGCUAGUGUGCGAGUGUGUGCCAGUGUGCGUGUGCUAGUGCGAGUGUGUGCCAGUGUGCGUGUGCUAGUGCGAGUGUGUGCUAGUGUGCGUGUGCUAGUGCGAGUGUGUGCCAGUGUGCGUGUGCGAGUGUGUGCCAGUGUGCGUGUGCUAGUGCGAGUGUGUUCCAGUGUGCGUGUGCUAGUGCGAGUGUGUGCCAGUGUGCGUGUGCUAGUGCGAGUGUGUUCCAGUGUGCGUGUGCUAGUGCGAGUGUGUGCCAGUGUGCGUGUGCUAGUGCGAGUGUGUUCCAGUGUGCGUGUGCUAGUGCGAGUGUGUGCUAGUGUGAGUGUGUUCCAGUGUGCGUGUGCUAGUGCGAGUGUGUGCCAGUGUGCGUGUGCUAGUGCGAGUGUGUGCCAGUGUGCGUGUGCUAGUGCGAGUGUGUGCCAGUGUGCGUGUGCUAGUGCGAGUGUGUGCUAGUGUGAGUGUGUUCCAGUGUGCGUGUGCUAGUGUGAGUGUGUUCCAGUGUGCGUGUGCUAGUGCGAGUGUAUGCCAGUGUGUGUGUGCUAGUGCGAGUGUGUGCCAGUGUGCGUGUGCUAGUGCGAGUGUGUGCCAGUGUGCGUGUGCUAGUGGGAGUGUGUUCCAGUGUGUGUGUGCUAGUGCGAGUGUGUGCCAGUGUGCGUGUGCUAGUGCGAGUGUGUGCUAGUGGGAGUGUGUUCCAGUGUGCGUGUGCUAGUGCGAGUGUGUGCCAGUGUGUGUGUGCUAGUGCGAGUGUGUUCCAGUGUGCGUGUGCGUGUGCUAGUGCGAGUGUGUGCCAGUGUGCGUGUGCUAGUGCGAGUGUGUUCCAGUGUGCGUGUGCUAGUGCGAGUGUGUGCCAGUGUGCGUGUGCUAGU
Molecule: messenger RNA, 3354 nt
Organism: Xyrauchen texanus (razorback sucker)
Lineage: Eukaryota; Metazoa; Chordata; Actinopteri; Cypriniformes; Catostomidae
Product: inactive carboxypeptidase-like protein X2
Biological process (GO): proteolysis
Molecular function (GO): metallocarboxypeptidase activity; zinc ion binding
Source: RefSeq, a predicted model, not a curated record